This is a messenger RNA of Macrobrachium nipponense, 1549 nucleotides long. It is a transcript of the gene Reg-2, whose product is annotated as rhythmically expressed gene 2 protein-like. NCBI's taxonomy places the organism in Eukaryota, Metazoa, Arthropoda, Malacostraca, Decapoda, Palaemonidae. The record is from RefSeq and is a predicted model, not a curated record. Gene Ontology annotation, cellular component: nucleus.
UUCGAGAGCCACUGGGAGCCGGAGGAAAGACUUCAUUUGGGCUGUAUAGGAUUAAGCACUGGGACAUUUUCUCAGCCCUUGUGCGCCUGGGCCUCAAACAGUUAAAAGAGGAAGUUAGAGCGGUUGAACUAGAUAAGGAGAUCCAGAAAACAAAUGAGAUGAAGAACAAAGAUCUAAAAGAUAAAAUCAUCACAGUUGCGGGAAAAAAGAAAUAGGGUGGCUGGACAGCAAGAUGUAAGAAGGGAACCGGGAAUGGAGAGUGUGCAAUGCUGCGCCUAGUAACCCUGGAUGUGACAAACACUCUUCUCAAAUUCUCUAGACCUCCUGGGGAACAGUAUGCUGCAAUUGGCCAACUGUAUGGACUGAAUGCUAACCCAAAGAAGCUGAGUGAAGGUUUUCGCAUAAGCUUCAAGAAACAUGAGAAAGAAUUCCCAUUCUAUGGUGCUUCAUCUAUAGGGUGGCAGAAUUGGUGGUUAGGUGUUGUUGCAGAUACAUUCCGAAACGCUGAUUGCCCAGCUGAUGAUGAUACAUUAAAGAGAGUGGGCUAUGAUUUGAAUGAGCAUUUUUCUCAUGGAAGUGCUUAUGAGUUAAUUGAUGGAAGCAUUCCCCUCUUGAAUCUGCUAAAGAAUAAAUGUGUAAAAAUUGGUGCUUUGUCCAAUUUUGAUGAACGUCUAGAUAGUCUCUUCAUUCAGAUAGGAAUUAAGCAUUAUUUUGAUUUUGUUCUCACCUCUUUACAGUUUAAAGUGCAAAAACCCGACCCAAAGAUUUUUCAUAAGGCUUUGGAGUUGGCAGGUGAUAAAAUCAAACCAUCAGAAGCUGUUCACGUAGGUGAUGACAUUCACUGUGACUACUUGGGAGCCAGGGAAUGUGGUUGGCAUAGUAUUUUAGUCUCAAGAACCUUUCUUGAUUUGUGUCAAGAAGAAGGUAUAAAGCCAGAUGCUUCUUCAAUGUUUACCAGUUUAAAAGAAGUGUUACCUAUACUUGAUGUUUCUACAAUGCCUAAGAUUACAAAAACUUGAAUUGUAUGUUUUGGAUUGUUGUUACGUAUUUGGUGUAAGAUAUGAAAAUCUAUUCUUGAUAUCUGCUUUGCAUAAUCUUAUUGAGAAACUAGUAUAUUUUGGUGUUUCCUUUUAAUCAGAUUAUAAAAAGAUGAUGAGAUUUACAGUGGCAAUCUAUAAACAUUUUACAAAGACAAGACCACUUUUGACAUAUGCCUCUGAAAGCAUUUUAUGUAAUCCCAAGAGAUACUGCCCGGGGAUAUGCUCUGCAAGAAUAGUUUAUUGGACUAAAAGUGUGCUUAACAAUGCAUCAGACAAAGCUCCCAGGUCUUCCUUUCUGAUGUUUUGUGAAAGUCAGUGUUAUUCUAGGUGUAGAUUGGACUACAGAGAACAGAAAGCCAGUGGCAACAGGAAUAGGAGGCUCUAUGCAUAUCCAUUGUUUGCUCUUGCACUGUUUCAAAGCAAAAAGGAUGAAGAAGAAGAAAAGAAGCAGGAAUCAGAAUUGAUAAUGAUGAUUAAAAGAGGAGUUUUGGUAGUUACAGGUGAGACUA